Molecule: messenger RNA, 960 nt
Organism: Cucurbitaria berberidis CBS 394.84
Lineage: Eukaryota; Fungi; Ascomycota; Dothideomycetes; Pleosporales; Cucurbitariaceae
Product: NAD(P)-binding protein
Exons: 5
Coding region: 1-960 (319 amino acids)
Biological process (GO): S-adenosylmethionine biosynthetic process
Cellular component (GO): methionine adenosyltransferase complex
Molecular function (GO): methionine adenosyltransferase regulator activity
Source: RefSeq, a predicted model, not a curated record
AUGACGCAAACAGCACUUAUCACCGGAGCCAGCGGCCUCCUUGGACGACAAGUACAACGUCAAUUUCUCCUCGAUGGCUGGGAAUCCAUUGGAACUGGUCUAAGCCGUAUCAGCCCACCAGAAGUCAUCAAACUAGACAUACUAGACCCACAAGAAAUCGAGCGAGUUCUCGACGAAGUAAAGCCAAAUGUCGUUGUUCACUGUGCUGCGAAUCGCUUUCCCGAUUCUUGUACGGCUGACCCAGAAGCGGCUCGAAAAACUAACGUCGAGUCGAGCAGGGCGCUUGCCCAGGCUGCGAUUGCGCGUGGCAUCUUUCUCAUUUAUAUAUCGACUGACUAUGUGUUCUCGGGACGCCCGGGAGAGGCGCCGUAUAAGCCAUCGUCGAAGCCUUCUCCUCCAAAUGUAUAUGGUCAAACAAAGCUUGAGGGCGAGCAAGCUGUUCUUGAUGUGGCGACUCAGAGUGGUAUUAAGAAUAAAGUUGUUGUACUACGAGUCCCAGUUCUCUAUGGAUCGUGCCACGAGCCGAAAGAGAGUGCAGUCAAUGUGCUCAUGGGGCAGCUCUGGGCUGCCCAACAGAUUGGAGACGGACAGCCUAAGAUCCAAGUCGAUGACUAUGCACUACGAUUUCCUACAAACACGCAAGAUGUAGGCAGAGUAUGUCGCGACAUCGCAAAACUCUACCUAGACCCAGCAAACAGAGAUCGCGACUUGCCUGGUGUUCUUCAAUUCAGCUCUGAGGACCAAAUGACGAAAUGGAAAAUAUGCCAGACGUUUGCCGAUAUCAUGGGACUACCGCUUGACAACAUGCUGCCCUUCAAGCCGGAUGAAGAGCCGAAGGAUGGGACGGUCAGGCCAUUCGAUUGCCAUCUUGACACCAGCGCGCUGCAGGAGCUGGGCAUCGACGUAGCAACAGUAGACUUCCGCACUUGGUGGCGGCGAGAGGUCGGCGCCUUUCGUUAA